ACAGCCGCAGAACAGAGGUCACCGGUCGUAAUGGUUGGAAUAGCUCGACUAUAAAGUGUCUCUAGCAGCUGAAGACAAAUGUUCGUUGAUCUACUGUCUAUCAUCAAGUAUCCAGUGUCAACCAAAACCCACAACUCCCAGCCCAGAGACCAGACUAGCGAAGAUGAUGUUCAAGUUCCUCGCCGCCGUUGCACCUGCAUUCCUGGCUACCGCCGUCGCGGCGUAUCCAGACUAUCCGCAAUGGACCACCGAUAUCCCCGUGGACGCAGACUAUGUGAUCGGCUCCGAGUUUGUGCUCAGUUGGGUGCCCCAAGACACCACUGAGACUUUCAAGCUCUAUCUUGGUGCCUUCAACAACACCCCUUCCGGCUACUACACAGGCCCCUUCGGUGCUCAGUUACCCAUAUACGAUAAUAAGGGCAUGUACCUUAACGAGGCGGUGCCUUUCUCCGAUAGUGAAUAUCGAUGGGAUGUUCAGGCCGUGGACCCAAAGUGGAAGGGUGACGGGUUUUACUAUCGCUUCACGGCGGAGUUCGAAAACCCGCUCUACGCGAGCUCGUCCCCGCGCGCCUUCCACGUCGUGGACUAAGAGGUCUCAGCUCCAGUAGCUACCUGACUUUACGGGCAAAGGAAACAUUCGCCGGGGUUACUGAACAAUGCGACUUUUUUCGAGGUUGAAGAGGACGGGUACCGAUGGCAUCAUGACGAUGGCAAGCUCAAUCCAGGUUCUCUCUCCGAUAGUCAUUUUAAUGAUUCGUAGGAGAGUCGAAUUCUGUCACAGAAUGAACUAAGCCUCAUUUCGGAUAUACAGCACGGACCAAGAAAUACUGUAUAUAAAGCUAAAUAGAGGAAUAAGGGGCAGAAACUAGAACUUCUCUCUUUGUGCAAUGACAGAUCAUUUACUUGAGAAUCCAGCUGGGAAGUAUUG
Molecule: messenger RNA, 928 nt
Organism: Xylaria bambusicola
Lineage: Eukaryota; Fungi; Ascomycota; Sordariomycetes; Xylariales; Xylariaceae
Exons: 2
Coding region: 164-589 (141 amino acids)
Source: RefSeq, a predicted model, not a curated record